CCAGUCAAGAAUCCGGUUGGCUACCCGACGCUGGGGCAAGGAAGAAGAAAAAUAGAAAGAAAGGAGAGAGAGAGAGAGAUGGGGGGCAGAGAGACGGUCACGCGGACUGCAUGCACGGGCGUCUUUCACUCGUGAAAGGAGAAUGCUUAAGCAAACCCAAGAGGAGGGUCUGGGGAGACCGAAUUCGGAACGCGCCGAGUGCGCGUCUUGCAAUAAACCAGCUGCAUUUAUCAUCACUCUCCUCUCAUCAGCGGUCUACCAGAGCCGGUUUCCUAAGUCGCAGUCUAGACUCGUGAUAGUGGCUCCGAACUUCACUUAUACGGUAUAUGUAAUCACAAUCAUCACAGCGUUGUUUUUAAACGAACUUUCCACGCGUCUAUGUGGAAAGUUUGCUUUCCGCUUGCGAAGCACACACGCGCCAAGUACAGGCUUUUAAAGAGCAGUCCUUCCUCGGUUUGCCGUUUUUUCUCCAAAAGCGGUGCGUGCGUUUCGGUGCCGCUUUCUUUUCCCUCCGUUUACUGCACAACGCGCGGCGAACGAGGCGAUUGACCUGGUUGCCGGAUAACUCACUCCGAAAAAGCAUAUAUAUCUGUAUAUACGGGCGGCUGUGCGCCUUGAAUGCGCAGCUUAUGACGACAUCGCUCGUAGCCUUCGGACUUUGGCAGCGCGCCCGAUGAGCGCUGCUGGCAUUGACGAUGGAUUCUCGAGACUCGGACGCCGCACCGAGAAUAAGCAGGCCCUUUUAGUGGUGGCAGUGCUUUAAGGACCGCUGUGCAGUGCGGAAGCCGGCAGCCGCCCUUAUAGCUGGCGGUGCGAGUUAGUAUUUCUUUCUGAGCGCGGGCGCCGGAACCAUUGUGUUUCAUUGCGAACGAGACAAAGGAACUUCCCACGCUGCAGCGUCUAAUAAAUGCCGCUGCCUCCCGAUGUCCGGCUGCCGGAACCCGGGGCUGCCGCGAGCCCUGUUGUACGGCCUCAACGCGCUCUGGUGUCUGCUGGUCGUGGCGUCCGUGGGCCUGGGCUCGGCGUUGCACCAGGGCUACUACUUCAUCAGCAUCGCCUGCGUCGUGCUCAUCGUGGCCACUUGCGGUGCCUACAACAUCCACCGGACGUGCACCGAGCAGAACCGCCAGCAGCCGAUGGACGUCGCUUGCCGCGGCCCACCGCCGUCCUACGAGGAGGCCAUGAUUGGACAGACCGACGAGCCGCCCGACUACGCGGAAGUGGUGCGCAUGCUCCGCCUGGCGAAGCAGCCGCUGCAGAGCAGCACCGCGGAGUCGCAGCACCUGCUCUCCUGCGAGCAGCACUCGCCCGCUGCCCAAGGCGAGAAGUAGCGGUGGGGAAGGCGAACUGCUGUGCCUGACUCGGUUGGUGUGCGUGUGCGUGUGGCCCUCGACGGAGCAGGCUCCGUCCUCGAACACACGCAUUCGGCGAGCGAUGACGAGCCGUGCGCAACGUUGGCCGCUGAAAAAAAUGGGGCUUCUCGGAAGCGGUGAGCCAACACAACGGACACCCGGAAGAGAAACGCGAAGGACAGAGGGCACCGAACGAAUCCGUACACAUUCUGUGUGCUCCAUGUGUGUUUUUAUUUGUUUCUUUACACUUGGAAACAAUCGCGCAACGCUAUCAAGCGCAUUUCAUGUGUUCGGUUCUUGCCCCGCCCCCUUACCCCUCAACCCACUGUCCUCUCAAGUACACGGAUUUCAGCGACAUUUAAGUCUAAGGAAGAGUUUCACCCAUCUCUCUGCCGCUCCCCUAAUUUUAGGAGCUAAAAUGCGCCAGUUUGCUUUCACGGGUGAAGUCAGCUGAUCUUCUUCAUUCAGAACGUAACGAACAGUUUAUAUGCCCUCUAACUGAAGGGAAACACAAGGGUAGUGAACUUUGCAGCUGGUAUGCCAGCAACCUAGUGUCGCAUUUCCCUAACCCGUCCGAGAGUGUCGUAAAAAGCUCGUCGCAAACUUCCUCUCUCUUGCCUUCCCAAAACGGAGUAAAAGUACAAAACAGAGUCCUCGACGAUGCGUGUAAAUAUGGAUAUGUUGCGGAUUCUCGAGUUAUCGAGAAAAUGGCAGUAAUAUCCACUCGUCAAUGUGAGAUGGUCAUGGUGCCAAAGGGCAGCUGUAAAGGUAAUGUUCCUCGGGAGAAGUCUCUUGAUUCUACAGCACUUGCACCGUACGAGUCGCAGUGCUCCAGGUGUCACCGCUCAAAACAGCAUGCCUAAGGUAGUGCAAUAACAAGCGCAUAUAUUAUAGAGUCAGUGAAUUUUGAGUACACCCUUGUAUAGUGUGUUUGCUGCUCGCCAAUGGCUUUCAAUAACACUUCAGUGUAGCCCGAUAGUAAGCUUUUGUGCCAUGCAAAUGGAGAUGCUCUGUGAUAGAAGUUAAUCAGCGGUUCGUAUUCAGUAGUGCGUAGCAAUGUUUAAUACAGGCAUGGUGAUAGAGCCGGUCGGCAAAAAUGUAUUUUAAAGAUAUGUAAGAAACCCUAUAAGAAGUAAUGGACACCACGAGCUGGAAUGUAUAGCGCAGAAUGUAACGGCUAAUUCUACUCGUGCUCGAGGAAUCAACCUUGCUGCUCUCAACAAACCGCCAUCUCGCUUCUUCCGUUCCUUCCGAGGUCGCUUCCAAACAAACGCGCAGGGACAGAACGUGAAAGUUUUACGCAUUCAGGCAAACGCACUUUUAGAAACGUAACUUUCUUUGGCCAAUCGAUAAAGCAGCGCUCAAAGCAACCCACCGUUCGUUGGCGUUCCUGCUUCCGCCACUGACCAUAUGGUCGUAUUCGUGGCUGAUGACGUGUGUAAAGAGAGAGAGAAAAAAGAGGGAGAGAGAGAAAGCGGGCCGGUGUAGCGCGUGUUCUCGGACCACCAGGUAAAUCACGCUUAGGCGGGAUAAUGGAAGCCAAGAAGUGGCAUUGCGUGCCCUUGUGAGAACUAAUUUUUUUUUUCUGUAGUGUACAUUGCAUCGCCUCGUUAGCACUCAAGUAUACCUCAUUUAUCCCAUAGGCCCUGCAUUUCCAGAUAGGAACACAAAAAAAGAAAGAAAGAGCAGUAUUUAACCAGCGCGAAGGUCUGACACCGAUUCGUGUACCAGAUUUUAAGCGCCCGUAUAGGAAAAACAUCCGCAGAUUUCCGCGGAAACUAUGUGAUCGUGAUGGUGUUUCCAACUCAUGCUUCUACCGAGUCCAGGGUCUGCUGAGUGGUCCGAUUAACCUGGUCAGUUCUUAGAACCCAAAGAGGAAAUUCGCGGCUAUUUUCCUUGACAGAUAUCCAGGCAGUUGCAGUGUCUUUACCGCGACUUGCGGUUUCGGCUUCAGCAGCCGCUAGACAGCGAGCAGGUUCAGCGUCUAGCGCAGAUGACGUGUUUUGUGCGACCACGCUUCGCGUUUUGUCAUUUUCAAACGUUGCUAGCACCUCCACGGGUCGGUACUUCAGGCUGUUUUGCGUCUAACCGUGUUGGUGCCAGGGAUGCUUUUGAAAAGUUCUCAAGUGAAUUUGUAAAUGACUGGUAGGAUUAUUUCGUGCGACUGCAUGCUUGCCCUCUUUAUCGUGAACUGUGAUUUUGUAAAAGCUGGAGAAUACCAAGGCAUAUUUCCGUAUAUUUGUUAUCGAAGCGGGGUAGUUUGCGAUUUCGCCGAGUAGCUGUUAUACGAUGUGGCAUUACUGUUUAGUGAAUGCACUGCUUGGGGAGGGGGGGGGAGUGGAUUGAAAAUUUCCUCUUUCGAGCAAGACACUUCUCCAGUGCCCACAUGUUAAAUUUGCAUUAAGAGCGGCAGUAAAAUAUUCUCAAAGGUGUUAGAAAAAGAAACUUUAACAUGUUGUUGUUUAUUAAAUGAGAUCCUGGAAACAUUUCGGCAACCCGACAAGCUGGCUCUCCCAAACAUUAAAAAAAUAUACCUCAUCGGAUAAAAAAUGUAAGAAAACGUCAUAAGCAAAGGUCUUUCACAUGCAUCUCAUUUACAGAAUCAUCAUUUCUCACGCAUUUGCAUGAUCAUGCUAGCUUUCAGAGGGCUGUGAGCUUUAAUCGCUCACGUCGUGCAGCUCAUGAAUGAUAUAACUAAGCAAAGCGAGCAUUGCGCCAGCUUUUCUUUCUCCGUAGGUUACAAUGCACGUAAGUUUUUGGCGAAUUUUCAGUUACCUGAAGUAGAUGAGCUGAAUGCUCGUGGUAAAAAGCUACAGCCAUUGACAGCGAAGUCAGUCGGGCAAUCGUGGUGUACGUAUGUUUUGUUUAUUCUUUUCCUUUUUUGGAUAACUUAUUCAGUUAUUCAACUGCAAUACUCUCUUUGUCAUUGUAAUGUACAGCCCUGUAUUGUAAAUAAAAAUAAAAUAAAGGGUAACUCCAUGAA
Dermacentor albipictus is the source of this 4335-nucleotide messenger RNA. RefSeq lists its product as uncharacterized. NCBI's taxonomy places the organism in Eukaryota, Metazoa, Arthropoda, Arachnida, Ixodida, Ixodidae. The record is from RefSeq and is a predicted model, not a curated record.